Molecule: messenger RNA, 1254 nt
Organism: Lathyrus sativus (Indian pea)
Lineage: Eukaryota; Viridiplantae; Streptophyta; Magnoliopsida; Fabales; Fabaceae
Source: the annotation of a GenBank genome assembly
AUGAGUGAUCCUCCAGCUAAAUCGCGGGCCCAGCCGGACGAAGAUUCUUCGGUAAGCCUCCCUGAUGAACUUAUUACUGAAGCUCUUUCCUUUGCCGAUGUAAAAACUCUUAUGCAAAUGAGAUGCGUAUCCAAGUUUUGGAAUUCUAUUGUUUCUGAUCCUAAAUUUGUGAAACUUCACUUUAAGCGAUCUGCGCGUAACCCUCAACUGACUCUAUUUUUGAGUAAAUCCCACCUUGAUGGGGAUAACAAUGUUGUACCCUUCUCUGUACGUCGGUUGGUCGAGAACCCAUUGAUCACCCUUCCAAAUAACCCUCAUUAUCGAUUAAGGGACAAGGAGUGCCGCUUUGUUAUUGGUUCUUGCAAUGGAUGGCUUUGUUUGCUUGGUUAUUCUUGCCUCUCUGAAUACAGACAGAUCUGGUUCCGUUUCUGGAACCCAGCCACAGGUAAAAUGUCCCAAAAAUUAGGGUACAUGUGGGAUCAUAUGUUGGGCCUGUAUACUCAUUUUAAGUUUGCGUUUGGUUAUGAUAAUUCAUCGGAGACUUAUAAGAUUGUGUUGUCAAUUUUGGAUGAAGCUGCAAAUAGAACUAAUGUGCGAGUUUUAAGUGUGGGUGAUAAUAAUUGGAGAGCUAUUCAAAGUUUUCCUGCUGUUUCUCUUCCUUUCCGCUAUACUAAUCCUGGUGUGAAUGAUGGUGUGUAUUUGAGUGGUAGUCUUAAUUGGUUAGCUCUUCGCUAUAGCUUUCAAUCUAAUGGUGCUUAUGGUUGGAAGAGCAUUAAUGUUAGGCAGUUUGUGAUUAUUUCACUUGAUCUGGGAACAGAGACCUACAGACAGUUGAUGCCUCCUUUUGGUUUUGAUGCAUUGUCACCUGUAGAGCCAUCUAUAUGUAUAUUGAUGGACUGUCUUUGCUUUUCUCAUGAUGAUAAGAGAACUGAUUUUGUUAUAUGGAAGAUGGAAGAAUUUGGAGUUGAAGAGUCUUGGACUCAACUUCUUAGAAUUAGUUACCAGGAUCUUCAGAGUAUGCAUCAUGACGUUGUUGACUUGCAAUAUUCUCAAUGGUUGCCAUUGCACCUAUCUGAUCAUGCCAAUACACUGAUAUUGGCUAACAAACAAGAAAGGCAGGCAAUUCUAUAUAAUUUAAGAGACAAUAGAGCAGUGCGAACUAGAAUUACCGAUGAAAUACAAUGGUUCUCCGCUAAGAUCCAUGUCGAAAGCUUGUUUUCUGACAUUUUGGAACUUCAGGCACUUCAACCCUAA